UCGUGGUGUCACCGUCUCGUGUGUUCUGCAUACCGUCGCAAAGAACUAUAUCGAAUGCAGCGAUACAGUUCGUUGAAUCUAAAACAGCCGGUUAAAAUUUAAUUAAAUGAAAAUGUUUUUUCGUGAUUGUGAAAGGUGUAGAGACCAUGAUUUAAUGAUGAGAAAAAUGGAUCAUCAGUUGGAUGAUUUCCCUAAGGAAUAAUUGGUUGUUGUUUUCUUUUUGUCUUGCAUCGAGUGUCUGUGAACGCGUGAACAUUUUCUUUGGACGAAUGGGAAUGGAAAACUUGUUUUAUUGUACAAUAAAAUUAAAUGAAUGAAACAACAGAAUAUUGAAAUUAAAUGCAGAAAUUCAAAACUACCUGCCUGCGCAUUUAUGUAAAUUGAUAACCUAUUGAUGUAUAGUGAAUUAUAAUAGAAAGAUAUUAACCAACGAGUCCAUAAUAUAUUGAAAGUAAUUUAUUUAUUUAUUUAAUUUAUUAAGAAAAAAAGAGAAAUUCUUUAAGUAAACUUUAUUUAAAACAAAUUGAAAUAAUUUAUUAGCUCCAUAAUUACAAAUCUAAUCUAAUAAUAAUAAAAAAAAUCGUGUUAACGUGCAGUGACGAUACACAGCAAUUUGUUGUCAAACCAAAAAAAAAAACAAAUUUUAUUGCAAAGACGAAUCUCAUUCCUCAAUACAAUUUCAAUAUGACAAUGUUGGCUGUGAAAAAUUUCUUUCUACCGGAACGCAAAGCACCGGAUACACCGAGAUUCAGUCGAAUGCCUGAAACCUUCCUACGUUCAAUUCGUCGACGAUCGUUACGUGUCAAACGAACAAAAUCGUUGGUAGUGUCUGAAAAACGGAAAUCAGAUUCAUUUGUCAACAGCCAAGAAUGGACGAUAUCACGAUCAGUACCCGAUCUACGUUUAGGAAUAGUUGGCUCGCUAAAUUCUGGCAAAUCAGCUCUGGUUCAUCGAUAUUUAACCGGAUCGUACAUGCAAGAAGAAUCACCUGAAGGCGGCCGCUUCAAAAAGGAAAUUUUCAUAGACAAUCAAAGCUAUUUGCUGUUAAUCAGAGAUGAGGGUGGCCUACCCGAAAUGCAGUUUUCUGCAUGGGUGGAUGCUGUUAUAUUUGUAUUUAGCCUAGAGAACGAGGCUAGCUUCAGUGCCGUGUAUAAUUAUUACACAAAGAUGUCUCACUUCAGGAACAGCGCCGAAAUCCCCAUUAUUUUAGUUGGUACUCAAGAUGCGAUUAGUGAUCGAAGUCCACGAGUUAUUGAUGAUGCUAGAGCUCGAAAAUUAGCAAGUGAUUUGAAGAGAUGCUCAUAUUACGAAACCUGUGCUACGUAUGGAUUGAAUGUUGAGCGUGUUUUUCAAGAUGCUUGUCAGAAAAUAGUGCAACAACGGCUGGUAACAUCGUCACAAUGCUUGACGCCGACAAAUUCACGCCCGACCACUCCACAAGGAACUCGUUUAGGUAUAGCUAGUUUCCAUCAUCAAAGCGUUCCUAGUCCAACCAAUGGCUUUUCAGGCAAUUCCCAACAACACAAUUCCACCAACAACACAUCAAUGCAUCCAUCCGGCAAUUUCACACUACCUCAUCGACACCACAACAUGUCAGCAUCCAGUCAUCACAUACCGAUUCGAAUUAGCGCCGAUUUUAUUAGUGCGGAGCAGCAAUCUCAACAUUCACCCAUCCAAAAAUGGGGAACAAUAUCGCAUGGAACGUCGCAACAAGCGCUACAAUCACUUGCGUUAGACAACAACAAUGUGACGAAGUUUUCACCUUCAUCGGUGCAACAGAAUAAUGUCGUUGUGGAUAAUGUCCAAUCCGUUGGACUUGCACCAACGAAAGAUGGCAAGGACAAGGAGUUACCAACACCGACAUCGACACCAACAACAUCGCGGAAAAGUCGUCGACGUUCGAAUCUGUUCAUUCCAUCUUCGAAGAAAAGCGACGAUAAACUGAAGAAUGGUGAGUUAGGCAGCGGUCGGGCGAUACCAAUUAAACAGGGCUAUCUGCACAAGCGAAGCAGUAAAUCGUUGAAUAAAGAAUGGAAGAAGAAAUAUGUAACAUUGUGCGACGAUGGUGUGCUAACUUACCAUCCGUCACUACAUGAUUACAUGGACGAUGUACACGGAAAGGAAGUAUCACUACAAUACGUUACUGUCAAAGUCCCUGGGCAGAAGCCGCGUGGUUCUAAGUCGAUUAUAACAAACAGUGCGCUAACGUCAUCGAUAAACUUCAAUUGGAAAUCAAACAAUCAACACACGAACGGACUCCAUGAAGGCAUCGGUGGUCUUUCGCUGGCGAAAGAUAAGAAAGUUACGGAAAAGGUACUGCUUACGGCUUUCGAGACAUUACGAGAACCAGGAAAACCGAAUUCUCAGACCAGUGGCGAUGAAGGCAUUGUGAUGAGCAACAGCAAUUCGCAAACGUUUUUAGCUACCGAUUCGAAUCAGAGUAAGGUCGAGUCUCAAACGCCUAACGUUAAAAAGAGACAUCGUCGAAUGAAGAGCAGUGGUGUAAAGAACAAUGAGUUAGAUGAUUCUGAUGCGUUGGAGUUUUACAUUGUCUCAUUGGACAACAAGCAAUGGCAUUUUGAAGCUGCUAGUUCGGAAGAGCGUGACGAUUGGGUGGCUGUGAUCGAGAAGGAAAUCUUUAAAUCGCUUCAAGGCAACGAAUCUAGUAAAACAAAACCACAAUCAUCCAGUGAAGUAGCAUCCAUGCAAUCGAUUCGAAGUCGUAUACCAGGCAAUGGAUUUUGCGUAGAUUGUGAUGCUCCAGAUCCCGAAUGGGCUAGUCUAAAUCUUGGUGUGCUGAUGUGCAUAGAGUGCUCGGGUAUUCAUAGAAAUCUUGGUUCUCAUAUCAGUAAAGUUCGAUCUCUAGGCUUAGAUGAUUGGCCACCCGGUCAUAUCAGCGUGAUGUUAGCAAUAGGAAAUAGUCUGGCGAACUCAGUGUGGGAAGCAAAGUCAUUACAUGGACCGAUUACCAAACCAAUAUCAACGUCAUCGCGAGAAGAUAAAGAGAGAUGGAUUCGAUUGAAAUACGAAGCGAAAGAAUUUUUGCCUCCUUGUAAUUUGUCGAUAUCCAUCGAUCAACAAAUUAUUGACGCUGUAGUUGGGAGCAACAUGAAAGCUUUAAUUUUAUUACUGGCCCACGCAACUAGUGAACAUAUCAACACAACCGUUAGUACAAGAGAUUUGAGAUCACCACUUCAUUUGGCUUGCGCUUGUGGAAACCUUGCCAUAGCACAGCUGUUAAUUUGGAAUCAUGCCAAUAUCAAGCAGACUGAUCACGAAGGACGAACAUGUUUGGCCUAUGCAAAAGCAGCCGUUUCAUUAGCAACAGCCAAAACGGCCAAUCCAUCGCCACACAUUUAUUCGGUGGAAGCGACUACAAGUUUAGUGGAACUACUGGUCGGAUUAGGUUGUACCGAUGCAAUACCAAUAACCGCUAGUGGAACAUUACCGCGUCGUAACACAGUUGGACCGUCAUUCGAAAAGUUACCGUCAAGCGUUAUAUAAGGAGUAUAUUGAACUGGAACGACAAAUGGAUGCGAGAUUCGAUCGAGAGGACAAAUGAAAAGAAGAAAUGUGACGAUGGAAUGAUGUAUCGUUGUUGCAUUUUGCUCGUUUUUUUUUUGGGAUUUCGUUUUUUUCCUUCGUUUUUCCCAACCAACACUAUCAGAUACCUGAUGUCUUCUGCUGUUAUAAUUUUUGUUUUUAUUUUUAUUGUUGCAUAAAAUUAAUUUUUUUUUUGUUUGUUAAAUUGCUAUUAGACCACACAUUAGAUUCGCGACAACAAGAUAUUAUCGAGAGGGAGAGAGAGAGAGAGAGAAUCUAUUACUUAAAACUAUUGUUGUCGCAUUUCAGUUGUGGUUGUUUCGAAAUGUAAAAUAUAGAAAAGAGAAACAUUUGUGUUGUACAAAACAAAACCUUACUUUCAACAACAAUAAACAAGAAAUAUUUUAGAAAAUAGAGAACCAUUUUCGCGACUAUAGCACACGUGAAAUCACAGAAUCAACUCCACACACUCACACUAGGAAAUAUAUUUGUAGCGUCGCAGCUUCAUGAGAACACUCAUUUAUGUGCGAUGUUUUAUUCGAAAAAGGAAAGAAUUAAAAAUCUAAUCGAAUACCGAUUUCUUUCACAAUUUAUAAAUUAUCAGUUGACUGAAUUCAAUUUGCUGUGGCAAGUCUGAUUGUAAAGAAAUUAUUCGUGGCCUGUUUGAGAUAGAAUUUCCGAUUUUGUAGCAAAUCCAUCAAGUUACGAUCAAACGUACGAAAUUUCAAUUUCGCCGCAUUCAUUACUUUCUGACUGCAAUGACGCACAUUGAAUCCUUGCUGCUUAAUGUUUGGUCACUGUGAUGAUGCUUGACUUCGAUUUCUAUCAGAAUUUUUUGUUCUGUGAUUCUUUUUUGCUAUUCACAUUCAGACAGGUCGGACCACCUCGGACCGGUAAAAUUUAUUUUGGAUAAAUUUUCAGAGAUCACCCGUCAAGAUAGCCAGUGUGGCCCUGUUCUCAGAAUAUUCUUCAAAAUUAUCAUUCAUCGGUCAACGUUAUCGAGAGGGGCACUGUCAGUUAAAAAUAACGUAACCUUCUUUGCAAACUCCACCUUCCUACUGGAGAGAUUUAUGUUUCUCUCGAUGUUAUUGUUUCGAUAAUCAAAACAAUCAGAAUUCGUGCUUCUGAAAUUGUUUUUUUUAGAAACCCGUUUCUAUUCUUUUAUGUCAAAAUGUUUCGAAAAAAAAUUUACAUUUCGAAAGUCAGAGGUUUCCUGCCAUCGAAACAAUAACUUCGAAAGAACCUUGAAAAUUAAAAUAGACUCUGUCACUAACACAGUACGAUUCAUGUUGUCGACUAUCUGAAACGUUGACUGACUAGAAUCAGUUGCAAGUCCCCUAGGAACUCAUGUAAAACUUGAUAGUCUAAAUUUUGUAAUAAAAUUUUCAUUUGACUGGAUGUCUCGGGUAGUCCUCUAUCAGACGAUUGCAUACUCUUGAGGCCACUAGUAAUUCGUAAAAAAAAUGAAUAUUUUGAAUUUUGUCAAUUUGUUGUUGUACCAUUAAUCACAUAAACUUUGCAGAACCGAUUCGUUCUUGGAGUGGCUCUAAAUUUUCUUUUUCUACAAAUUAUUGUGUACCAUAAUUGCUAACUCAGUUGUGCCGAAUUAUUCAUUGAAAUACAGAAACAUUAUUAAAACCAAAAAAA
Bradysia coprophila is the source of this 5190-nucleotide messenger RNA. RefSeq names its product Centaurin gamma 1A (gene CenG1A). Lineage: Eukaryota; Metazoa; Arthropoda; Insecta; Diptera; Sciaridae. Gene Ontology annotation, biological process: activation of GTPase activity. Gene Ontology annotation, molecular function: GTPase activator activity; GTP binding; protein binding. The record is from RefSeq and is a predicted model, not a curated record.